Notothenia coriiceps (black rockcod) is the source of this 2097-nucleotide messenger RNA. It is a transcript of the gene casd1, whose product is annotated as CAS1 domain containing 1. The record is from RefSeq and is a predicted model, not a curated record. The transcript has 13 exons. NCBI's taxonomy places the organism in Eukaryota, Metazoa, Chordata, Actinopteri, Perciformes, Nototheniidae. The annotation marks the transcript as partial.
UGUAACUCUAAACAGGCUCCGCAAUUAACGCCAGUCCUAUCUGUUCAUGUAUGCCAAAGAUCCUCCCUAUCAUCCGCUAACCAGUGCUUCCCCCUACGAGGAAGACUACUUCAAACUCUUCCUCUUGCAGAACUUAAACUCCGAUACAAUAUUCCAAACCGACUAUAGUUGUUUGUUGGAUUAUUUCAAUAAUUUAUAGACCUCUAUGUACUUGUUUUGAUCUGCACCUGCUUUAACCAGCGGGGAUGGAGCAUAAUGAGGCGGUGUUGUUGAACGCAGCCCCGGCAGAUGGUGCACACGGAGGAGCGCCGCUGUUACACCGCACAGGUGCUUGUUGUCAUGGAGGAGCAAAGAUGGCGGUCCUGGCCUAUAGCCUGGGCAAACGCGAAAUAAAUCAACAUUUCACCAUAAAAAAUGCCAAAUUGAUAUCGCUGGUUCUCGUCAGUUUACUCAUCGUGUUCCACACAGCUUCGCGGUACUAUGGAGGCGGAGACUCAUGUGAAUGGCUGCUCUCCAAAGGACGAUACUUGGGGGAGAGCGUAUGGCAGCCGUAUGGCUGCAUGAUGCACAAAUACAAAAGCAAUGAAGCCAACAACUGCCUUGCUCCAAAGCGAGUGGUCUUUGUGGGCGAUUCACGGAUCAGGCAGCUUUUUUACUCCUUCAUCAAAAUUAUUGACCCUGAGCAAAGAGAAGUUGGAAACAAGCAUGAGGACAUUUCCUUUCUACACAAAAGUUCCUCUGUCAAUGUGGAAUUCCUUUGGUAUCCAGAGGCAAAUAAUUCCAUGAAGGAGCGCUUGAUAUCAUGGACACACGAAGGUUCAUUAAAGCCAGAUGUAGUCAUCCUUGGAGCUGCAACAUGGUCCAUCAAGUUGCGCAGUGGCAGCAGCGAGACACUGCAGCAGUACAAAGUCAACCUGACAGCCAUCGCUGUGCACCUGGAGAAGCUGGCUGACCACGGAGAGGUCUACUGGGUUCUACAAGACCCAGUAAAUGAGGAGGUGUUGAGUGAAAACAGGAAGAUGAUCACUAACCAACAGUUGGAGCAGUACAAUGAGGCGGCGGCAGACGUGCUAAACAGCAGCAACCGUAAGGGCAGGUCCCGGAUCAGGCUGUUGGCUGCGGCCCGUCAGGCUGCACUGGAGACUAUCGCCCAGUCAGAUGACGGCUUGCACCUGCCUGAAAGCACCAGGAAUGUGGGAGCCAUGGUCCUCAUGAACUCUAUGUGCAACAACAAGCUGCGCCCCAUUGACGGUUCCUGCUGCCAGACAGUGCCCCCCAUAAGCCUCGUGCAGAAACUGUCAGCCUUCUUCUUCCUCGGCUCGGCCGUGGUCUUCGUCGUCCUCCACGUCCUCGGCAACAACCAUCAACGCCGCCAUGUGCCCCCGGACGUAGAGAGCCUGGAGGAGAAGAAGCCGGCGACUGCAGCUGCCGCCCCCGGCCCCAAGGAGCUGUUCAAGGCCCUCGGCAGGAUGGGCAUCAUCAUGGGAUAUUUCUAUCUGUGUGACAGGGCAGAUGUGUUCAUGAAGGAGCAGAAGUUCUACACUCACUCCACGUUCUUCAUUCCUCUCGUCUACAUCAUUGUCCUGGGAGUGUUCUACUACGAGAACAGUAAGGAGACCAAAUUUCUAAACCGAGAGCAAACAGAUGAGUGGAAAGGCUGGAUGCAGCUGGUCAUCCUCAUCUAUCAUGUCUCUGGAGCCAGUGCUUUCCUCCCAGUGUACAUGCAUGUGCGGGUGCUGGUGGCAGCGUACCUCUUUCAGACCGGCUAUGGACACUUUUCCUUUUUCUGGCUGAAAGGAGAUUUUGGAUUGUAUAGAGUGUGCCAGGUCCUUUUCCGUCUCAACUUCCUGGUCUUGGUGCUGUGCGUGGUGAUGAACAGACCCUACCAGUUUUAUUAUUUUGUCCCAUUGGUCACCUUCUGGUUUGCCGUUAUCUACUCCACGAUGGCCCUGUGGCCUCAGAUUCUCCAGAAGAAGGCUAACGGCAGUGGUUUUUGGCACCUUGGGAUCUUGGCAAAGUUACUGGGACUCCUGAUAGUUAUCUGCGUCUUUGCCUUUUCCCAGGUAAGUGAAUUCAAAACAUAUUUUAAUCCCACCU